This is a messenger RNA of Sphaerodactylus townsendi, 1244 nucleotides long. RefSeq names its product intelectin-like protein. Bases 159 to 1085 code for a protein of 308 amino acids. The transcript is spliced from 9 exons. NCBI's taxonomy places the organism in Eukaryota, Metazoa, Chordata, Lepidosauria, Squamata, Sphaerodactylidae. The record is from RefSeq and is a predicted model, not a curated record. Gene Ontology annotation, molecular function: oligosaccharide binding.
UGCUAUGGAAAUACAGACUGCAAGAUCUUUAGUGGUCUACUGGACUGUAACAGAGACAGAGAGGGGGACAGAUACAAUCAACCGGGCCUUUCUUCCUGUUUCAGCCAUUCACACUAAAUCCGAAGCAAAGAGGAAGGUAAGCUGUUCAGCUCAGGAAAAUGAGGGGAUUCACGGUCAUCCUGCUGUGUCUGAUUGUGUUCCCAAAAGGCCAACGGUGCGAUAACAAUGGCUGUGUGACCUCACUGAAACGAGAUAUUCUCAGACUGUUGGUUAAGUGGGAAGAUGCUACCUGUUCCCAGAACGAUCAGGGCUUGCCCCCAAACCUGCUACAGACUCUGCCUCGAAGCUGCAAGGAAAUCAAAACAGCGCUAGAAGGGGCUGCAGAUGGCCUGUAUUACCUGGCCACGGAAGAGGGCGAGGUCUAUCAAACCUUCUGUGACAUGACCACGAAUGGGGGUGGCUGGACUCUGGUGGCCAGCAUCCACGAGAACAACAUACAUGGGAAGUGCACUGUGGGAGACCGUUGGUCUAGCCAGCAAGGGAGCAACAGCAACUACCCUCAGGGAGAUGGCAACUGGGCUAACAACGCAACUUUCGGAUCUGCCAUGGCCUCAACUAGUGAUGAUUUCAAGAAUCCUGCCUAUUAUGACCUUGAGGCACGAGAUUUGGCCAUAUGGCAUGUCCCCAAUAACACUCCCAUGAAGGAGUGGAGGAAUGCUGCCUUCUUGCGGUAUCACACUGAAACAGGCUUCUUGUCUGCUGAAGGGGGGAACCUGCUCAGACUCUACCAGAAAUACCCUGUAAAGUUUGGAGUUGGCAUCUGCCCAGGUGACAAUGGCCCGGCUGUACCAGUUUUAUAUGACUACGGUAAUAACGAGCAGACAUCUUUCUUUUACGCUCCAAAUGCUCGAGCUCACUUUGAACCUGGCUUCAUUCAGUUCCGGGUGUUUAAUAAUGAAAAAGCAUCUAUGGCGCUGUGUGCUGGGGUUAAAGUGAUAGGAUGCAACACAACAGACCUGUGUUGGUGGAGGAGGUUAUUUUCCACAAGAGUCUCCACGGCAAUGUGGCGACUACACUGCCUUUGACUGGAAUGGCUACGGGUCUCACAGUGGCUGGAGCGUUUCCAAACAAUUACUGGAAUCUGCAAUGCUGAUCUUUUAUCACUGAUUGCAAGAUGGCUGACAGGAAGAAGCACUAGAGCCAUUCUGUGGAAAUCUGGGAUGUGGAAGCCUACAAUUCCACAA